AUGGAGGAUUAUGACUUCACCUUGCAGUAUCAUCCUAGAAAAGCCAACGUGGUUGCAGACGCUCUCCGCAGAAAGACUCUAGGAAUCCAAGCAUAUUUGGCAUUGGAAGAUUGGAAACAGAGUGAAAUUGUAGGUAACUAUGAUCUUCAGUAUUAUGAGGAUUCUAACCAAGCUAUGGUGUAUAACUUGGUUUCAACACCAACUCUUAUACAACAAGUCAAGCAGAACCAAUGGCAGGAUUCGCAUCUUCAGGGAAUUUGGACUCGAGUUCAGAAUGGAGAAAAACAGGACGAAUGGAAUAUUCGGGAAGAUGGAACGCUCUACUUCAGGAAUUGCCUUGCCGUUCCUCAAGUGGAUGAGAUAAAGAAGACAAUCCUCCAUGAGGCUCACAAAUCGAGGUUCGCUAUUCACCCUGGGAGUACCAAGAUGUAUCAAGACCUCAAAAGAUAG
Messenger RNA from Morus notabilis, 450 nucleotides. RefSeq lists its product as uncharacterized. The transcript has a single exon. The coding region runs from base 1 to 450 and encodes 149 amino acids. The record is from RefSeq and is a predicted model, not a curated record. NCBI's taxonomy places the organism in Eukaryota, Viridiplantae, Streptophyta, Magnoliopsida, Rosales, Moraceae.